AUGUUUGAAUCAAUAAAGAUUUGGAUUCCUUCUGAAAUCAGAAUCAAAGCCAUUCUUUCUAUCAAUUACGAUGAUUGUGGAGAAUUAUUUUAUGCAAUUUCAAAUAGCAAACUUCUUAAUUGGAAAAUCCAUGAUCCUGAUUUCAUUUUAAACGUAAAUCCUUACGUUUUGCUCAAAAAUGAAUAUUUAAGUUCAUUUUUGGUUGAUAGUCAUGACCCUAUUCCUGCAAAUGAGAUCGAAGUCUCUAAAUUCUGCUCUUUUAUUCCAGAAAGCAAAGAUAUGUCUGAGAAUGAUAUGAUUGACAAGUUCACAACUCUUGAUCACGAGCAGUACAAAGCAUGUAUCAACUUCUUUUUGAGGAAUAUCACAUUAGUUAAUGGUUGUGCUGGUUCAGGAAAAUCACAUCUUGCUAAUCAUGCUGUCAAAUUGUUUAACACUGCAAAAACAAGUGAAAUUCUUGCGGUUGUCACUCAAACUAAACAUACAACUGAUGAAAUUAUCAGUCAUGCUCUUCCUUUCAUGGAGAAAGGAGACAUCCUCAGACAUGCUUCUUUGAAUUUGACUUCGACAGAAGAAAUAAAAGAAGUUUCUUUCACUGAUGAAUUAUUGAAAAUGUCUCCUCAUUUUGAUGAACGAAAGACAAUGAAGCGUUCUCUUGCUUUUGCAAGGAAAGGAUUGCAAGACUUCAAUAACAUUAUUCCUCAAAUUUACGACUUAGCUCUUCUGAUCAAGAAUAAGAUUGCAGAUGAUGACAAAAACUAUACUAAGAUAUGCAGUAAUUUCCUUAUUCUUAAGUAUUUCAUCGAUUUCGACAGUUUUGCUGACAUUUUUACAAAAGAUGUAAGAUUCAAACCAAAUUACAAACCUACUUACGAAGACAUUAUUCAUUUUUGGCUUGAUAAGGACUUUUACAAUUCAAAAAUCACACAUAAAGAUCCUUUUGCAAUCCCUAUUGAUGAUUUCAGCAAUUGCUAUCCAAAGGAAGAAGAUAUCUACAAAGACAGUGAAAUUGUUCCUGAUUUUCCUGAUGAAGAUUGCAGCAGAAAGAUUAAGUUCACUGAAACAAACAUCAAAGAACUUCUUGAAGCUGAAGAUGACGACGAUGAUGUUGAUCAUUUUGUACCAGAUUUCUCGGAUGCAUUGACAAUGAAAACCAAAUCAAUCUAUUCCUUAGGCGCUGUUCCAUUCCAAACAAUUGCUUCUGAUUCAAGAAUGUCUUAUUUCAAUAUGUUCUUGAAAGGAAUUUAUCAGAACAAAGCAUGGUCACCUCUUCAACAGAUUUAUAUCUAUAUCAGAUAUGUCUUGAGGAAUUUGAUCGAUUGGAGAAACGAUUACAAAGCAAUUGUCAACAUGAGAACAAAGGAAUUGGAAAAAAUAGAAAUCAAUUGCUUGGCUGAUGUCUAUCGUAAAUACAAGGUCAUUGUAAUGACAGCAUCUUAUGCUUCUAAAUACAGAGAAGCGUUAGAGAGAGCUGGAGUUCAUUACAUGAUCAUCGAAGAAGCCGGUGAACUCACAGAAGCAACAACAAUAUCUCUGAUCCCAAAGAAUUUGACACAUCUCAUGAUGAUCGGAGAUUACAAGCAAUUGAGACCAUCAGUCGAAUACGAACUGAGAAGUGAGCAAAACUCUGCUUAUUCAUUCGAUAUUUCGACAUUCGAAAGACUUGUGAAGAAAGCACUUGAUGUCAAAUCUCCUGAUUUAUUCUACUUGAAUGUCCAGAGAAGAAUGCAUCCAGAAAUCUCUUAUCCUAUCAGAAAAUUGAUUUGCCAAGAAAUGGUUGAUGGAGAUAAUUCCAAGAGAUCAUUGGAAGGAUACAAGCUUCGCGACAGAGUUUCAUUCAUCCUUCACGAUUUCGAAGAAUCAAGUUCAAAGGAAACGAGAUCAAGAUCGAACGAAAAUGAAGCAAUUCUUGCUGUUUAUACUGCUUUGUUCUAUCUUCACAGAGGUUUUCAAAGCACUGAAAUCACAAUUCUGACUUUAUACAAAGGCCAGGAAGAAGAAGUCAAGAAGCAGUGGAACAAGAUUUUUAAAGAAAAAGAAAAGCAAGCAGCAUUCUAA
Molecule: messenger RNA, 2058 nt
Organism: Trichomonas vaginalis G3
Lineage: Eukaryota; Parabasalia; Trichomonadida; Trichomonadidae
Product: Nfx1-type zinc finger-containing protein family
Exons: 1
Coding region: 1-2058 (685 amino acids)
Biological process (GO): regulatory ncRNA-mediated heterochromatin formation
Cellular component (GO): nuclear RNA-directed RNA polymerase complex
Molecular function (GO): helicase activity
Source: RefSeq, a predicted model, not a curated record